This is a messenger RNA of Spea bombifrons (plains spadefoot toad), 1790 nucleotides long. It is a transcript of the gene MTFMT, whose product is annotated as mitochondrial methionyl-tRNA formyltransferase. The transcript has 9 exons. The coding region runs from base 84 to 1739 and encodes 551 amino acids. Gene Ontology annotation, cellular component: mitochondrion. Gene Ontology annotation, biological process: biosynthetic process; conversion of methionyl-tRNA to N-formyl-methionyl-tRNA. Gene Ontology annotation, molecular function: methionyl-tRNA formyltransferase activity. The record is from RefSeq and is a predicted model, not a curated record. NCBI's taxonomy places the organism in Eukaryota, Metazoa, Chordata, Amphibia, Anura, Pelobatidae.
CCAAGAUGGCGGCCUCCACGAUCGGCUAAGGCAUGAAAGGUUGUACGACUUGAUAAAGCCGAAUCUUCCUAUAUUGCAGACACAUGAGUCUGUGUAUUCAGCCCUGGAGGGGGCUGCUUCGCGGAGAGCACUGCUGUACCCGUGGCGCCGGGAUCCAGGCUUUGGGUUUACACCAAAUAGCCGAAUAUGUAGCGGGGAAGGACCGUAUCAGUCCUGCUAAAGCAGGGCACAGAACGGCUGUGAAUGCAGAGCCUCGGGAGAUACUAAGGUUAAAGCGAACGAUUAGAGUGGGAAAUACCGACGCUGGUUUCGGGUUAUGUGUUCGGUGUAACGGGGCUGUUGGAGAAGCGGUACCUUUACAGGAAGCUGAAGGAAUAAGUAGGCGCAGAGGGCUGACAGCAUGGGGUAUCCGCACACGGAUGCUGAGAUCUGGGGUUUGGACAUAUGGGAUUAAUACCCCAGCACGGAUGUGGAGGAGUCUUAAAGUACCGGACAGUGACGGCUGGAGGGGAGAUGGAUGCCUCAGGCAGCAGGAGAUGCAGCUCCCCAUCUCCUGGAUGAAGAGAUGCAGGAUUGUAGAAAUGGUGAAUGGAAACCUGCCCAGGACUCUGCUCAUACGAAAACAUCUAGUGAACCAUGGCUAUUCUAUGAGGCAUUACUCCCAGAGCCAUGAAGCAUCAAUCACACCAGACAGUGUUUCCAACCCAGGGAGAUCCCGGCCCCCAUGGAAUGUCCUGUUUUUUGGAACUGAUGAUUUUGCACUGGAGUCGCUGAAAGGACUGAACAAAUUCAGGACACAGGAACCAGUAGUUGGAAGACUAGAGGUUGUUACCUUACCAUCUUCUCUGCCCAAGGGUCUUCCUGUGAGAAAUUACGCAGCAGAUCAGGGAAUCCCUGUACACGAGUGGCCCAGCACAGGCUGCUGUGACCAAUUUGACAUUGGCGUGGUGGCAUCCUUUGGGCGACUCCUCAGUGAGGACCUUAUUUUAAAAUUUCCAUACGGCAUCUUGAAUGUGCAUCCCAGUUGCCUCCCAAGAUGGCGAGGCCCGGCUCCAAUAAUCCACACAGUACUGAAUGGUGACGAAAACACAGCUGUCACGAUCAUGCAGAUUAGACCAAAGAGGUUUGAUGUAGGUCCAAUUGUGAUGCAGCAGAUGUAUCCUGUACCGCCUAAAUGUACAGCUAAGGAACUCGAAGCUAUGCUGGCUGGAUAUGGAUCUGAAAUGCUAAUAUCUGUUCUAAAGAAUUUACCCCAGAGCCUGAAAUGGAGUAGAGAACAGCCAAAAGAAGGUGUGACAUUUGCUCCCAAGGUUACCCCAGCCAUGGGUUGUGUGAGGUGGGAAGAGCAAGGUGUAGAAGAAAUUAUGCGGCUAGAACGCGCAAUUGGAUUUGUAGUGCCACUGCAGACUGUAUGGAUGGGAUCUCCGGUCAAAUUGCUAAACUUUGUGGAACCCCCUGAUUCGUUAAAUGUCCUGGAAACAGUCGGGGUGCCUGGUUCGGUUAGAUAUCUUCGUGGACCUGAAAUCCUGGUGGUACGCUGUAAGGAUGGCUGGGUUGGCGUCAGAACCGUAGUAUUAAAAAAGAAGCUCUCGGCCAAGGAUUUUUACAAUGGAUACCUGCACCAACGGCUUUCACAAACCUCAAACAUCCAGCAGGAAAUGUGCCGGUUUUACACACUAUAUCUGCCACCAAAGGCUAAGAUCCCAAAAAAGAGUCAGACGUCGUGUCGUAAUGUGUGACAGUGAUAGAGCGUUGCUGCACAGUUUACAGCUUUUGCUUAAAAUAGCAGC